AUGCGAGAGAGAGAGGAGAUAGAAAAAGAGGAGAGCGUAGCUGAUGAGCUGAGGGAAGCAGCUAGUCUGGAGAUUCCAUCGAGAUCUCUCUAUAUCUCUCUCUAAAUGUUCUACCUCUAGCUUAUAUCUAUAAUAUCUACUCUCGUCUCUCUCUCUCAUUGUGGAUCAUUUAUGGCUAAAUGCUUAGAGGUAAAAAUAUGUAUUAUACCGUGAUACACUUCCCUUACCUCUUUACCUUCCUUUAUGUUACUUCCUUUCCUUCUCUUCCCUCUUACCAGGAUGAUGAAGGGGGUCAGAAGUCCCUGGUCAACAGAUGGACCACCUUCCUGAAAGCCCGCCUCAUCUGCUCUGUGAUCGGAGAGGAUGGGGUGGAGACCUCAUUCGACGAACUGAGUGAGACAGACCUCAAUGAAAGAUUUACUAGAUCAUUACUUAUUAUUAGUCUAUGGGUCUGAGUCUCUCAUCUGCAGCAAGGUAAUUUUCUGUCUUCCAGGGGAUGUUUUCAUCCAGCCCACGCAAGAUGAACGCAACCCUGUGGUCUAUGCCCUGUUCACUACUGCUGGGUAAGGUCACCAUUAUAUUCAUCUUACAUCACCUUUUAUACUUCCCCUUUCUCCAAUCCCCUUCUCUCUAUACCCCUUCCUGCUGUCACUGCUUUCUCCAAUCCCCUUCUCUCUAUACCCCUUCCUGCUGUCACUGCUUCAUGGUUUUGUACUGUAGGUUUACCUCUCUCUCCUCCUUCCUCCACUUCACUGGUUGAUGCUUACUGGAUUCCUCAUUCUUUCUUUCUCUCCCAGCUCUGUGUUCAAGGGUUCAGCAGUCUGCGUCUACUCCAUGGCUGACAUCCGCAACGUCUUCAAUGGACCUUUCUCCCACAAACAUGGUCAUAACUACCAGUGGACAGUCUACACUGGCAAGAUUCCCUACCCUCGCCCUGGCACAGUAGGUUUAGACCUGUUACUCACUGCAACCAAUAAAUACAUUACACACAAAUUAAAGUGAGUAUCACCUCUGUCGAAUCAGACAAGGGAUGCGGGCGCGGGCGCGCGAGCGCGCGCGCGCGCGCGCGCGCGCCAGCCAGCCAGCCAGCCAGCCACCAGCCAGCAGCCAGCCAGCCAGCCAGCCAGCCAGCCAGCCAGCCAGCCAGCCAGCCGGGCCAGCCAGCCAGCCAGCCGCCGAAGCGAGCGAGCGAGCGAGCGAGCGAGCGAGCGAGGAGCGAGCGAGCGAGCGAGCGAGCGAGCGAGCGAGCGAGCGAGCGAGGCGAGCGAGCGAGCGAGCGAGCGAGCGAGCGAGCGAGCGAGCGAGCGAGCGAGCGAGCGAGCGAGCGAGCGAGGCGAGCGAGCGAGCGAGCGAGCGAGCGAGCGAGCGAGCGAGCGAGCGAGCGAGCGAGCCAGCCAGCCAGCCAGCCAGCCAGCAGCCAGCCAGCCAGCCAGCCAGCCAGCAGCCAGCCAGCCGCCAGCCAGCAGCCAGCCAGCCAGCCAGCAAGCCAGGCCGCCAGCCAGCCAGCCAGCCAGCAGCCAAGCCAGGCCAGCCAGCCAGCCAGCAGCCAGCCAGCCAGCCAGCCAAGCCAGCCAGCCAGCCAGCCAGCCAUGCCAGCCAGCCAGCCAAGCCAGCCAGCCAGCCAGCAGCCAGCCAGCCAGGCCAGCCAGCCAGCCAGCCAGCCAGCCAAGCCAGCCACGCCAGCCAGCACAGCCAGCCAGCCAGCCGAGGGCGAGCUGCAGCGAGCGAGCGAGCGAGCGAGCGAGCGAGCGAGCGAGCGAGCGGAGCGAGCAGCGAGCGAGAGCGAGCGAGCGAGAGCGAGCGAGCGAGCGAGAGCGAGCGAGCGAGCGAGCGAGCGAGCGAGCGAGGAGCGAGCGAGCGAGCGAGCGAGCGAGCGAGCGAGCGAGCGAGCGAGCGAGCGAGCUAGCGAGCUAAUCUAUGCGAGCGAUCGAUCUAGUCAUGACUAUCUAUCGAUCUAUCUAUCUAUCUACUAUCUAUCUAUCUAUAUCUCUCCCAAAGUACACUGCUCCUUCCUCCCCCUACUAUCGGCAUGCACUCAGCCCUGGGCGUGGACCGGAGCUCCUGCUAGAUAAUCUCUAUCCUCGAUCGCGCCUCAUCGCCGCGCCAGCGCUAUAGUACGCGCUUAUCUCUCUCUCGAGCAGCAUAUCCAUCUCUCUCUCUCUCUCUCUCUCUCUCUCUCUAUCUCUCUCUCUCUCUCUCACCUCUUUUAAACUCACAAUAUAUAAUCUCUCUCUCCCUCCCCCUAGUGUCCAGGAGGAACAUUUACUCCAGGCAUUCGUACCUCUAAGGACUUCUCAGACGAGGCAGUGAACUUUAUGCGAGCCCAUCCCCUCAUGUACCACCCUGUGUACCCUAUCCACCGUCGCCCCCUGGUGGUGAGGACUGGUGUGGACUACCGCUUCACUGCCCUGGUGGUGGACCAGGUGGACGCCGUAGACGGCCGAUACGAGGUGCUCUUCCUAGGCACAGGUGAGUGGCUCUCCGUCCCAGGGCAAUUGGCUGACUGAAGGACUUCAUUGCUUGUCCGAAUUUCACAUUUUGUAUUUUGUCCAAAUUGUUGUUCCAGAUCGUGGCACUGUCCAAAAGGUCAUAGUUUUACCUAAAGACCCGAGCACCAUGGAGGAGCUCACCCUGGAGGAAGUGGAGGUUUUCAGGGUAUGCCUAUAUGAUUAUCCAAAUAUUGUUUACAUUAUAGAAAAAGUCUCCAACCACUGUCCUUGAACAUUCAUUCAAUGGUUAUGCUCUGUAGUUCCUGAUGUGAAACAUUACAUUUAAUUACAGACACAUGCUGCUGUCAAAACAAUGAAGAUAUCAUCUAAAAGGGUAAUCUGAACUCUUGAUUUCAAUGUAAUUGUCUACAUCAUUUCCAAUACCCCAACUCUCUCUUUGUUAAUCAACAGGAAAUACUAGAGAGAUGUUGUUGAUGCUGACCUCUUGUUUUCAUUGUCAAUAUAGCAACAGCUGUAUGUGUCGUCAGAGGCGGGGCUAACCCAGGUGUCUCUCCACCGCUGUGGGGUGUACGGGAGGGCCUGCUCCGACUGCUGUCUGGCACGGGACCCUUACUGCGCCUGGGAUGGGGAGAGCUGCUCCGCUUUCACCCCCGCCACCAAGAGGUCAGGACCACAACACACACCAUCACAACACACCACAACACGUCAUCUAGCAACUAACAGUGGAAGGGGUGUCGUAAUACGUUAUAAGUCUUCUUCACUGUGUCUGCGUAAAUGUGUGAAUGACUGAAUUACUUUCUGUACUUGUGAAAUGUGUUCGAUGAACCCUGCGCUCUCUCUGUUACCCAGGAGGAGCAGAAGGCAGGAUGUGAAACAUGGGGAUCCACUGCGACAGUGCAGAGGCUUCAAUGCCAAAGGUUAGACAAUACACUUUUAUCUUCAGAGUUCAGAGUGACACACAUUAAAAUAAUUUUAUAAUACAAAAAUGUACAAGGAACUGGCAUUUAAAAUAAUCUCCCUCCCUCCUCCUCCCUCCUCCUCCCUCCUCCUCCUCCCCCCAUCCUCCCGUCCUCCCCUCCUUCAGUGGAGAAGCGUCUGAGAGAGACAGUCCAAUUUGGUGUGGAGGGGAGCAGUACAUUUCUGGAGUGUCAGUCUCGCUCUCCUCAGGCCACAGUCAAGUGGCUCUAUCAGAGGGGAGGAAGAAGGAAAGUGGUAAGGAAGAAAAUACAAGUUUCUAUUUCUGCUCUUUUAAAAGAGACCAGUAUUAUUCAAAUAUCAAAUUCAGACCACAUUUACACCGAGUAUACCAAACAUUAGGAACAACUUCUUACUAUUGAGAUGAACCCCCCCCCCCCCCCCUCCUCCCCCUUUUGCCUUCAGAAAAGCCUCAAUUCAUUGGGGCAUGGACUCUACAAGGUGUCGAAAGCUUUCCACAGUUAUGUCAAGUUGGCUCCAUUCUUGAAACACACAGGAAACUGUUGAGUGUGAAAAACCUAGCAGCUUUGUAGUUGCAGACAAUUGAGACAUGGAUUGUGUAUGUGUGCCAUUCAGAGGAUGAAUGGGUAAGACAAAAUAUUUAAGUGCCUUGGAACGGGGUAUGGUAGUAGGUGCCAGGCGCACUAGUUUGAGUGUGUCAAGAACUGCAACGUUGCUGGGUUUUUCAGGCUCAACAGUUUCCCGUGUGUAUCAAGAAUGGUCCACCACCCAAAGGACAUCCAGCCAUCUUGACAUAACUGUGGGAAGCAUUGAAGUCAACAUGGGCCAGCAUCGCUGUGGAACGCUUUCAACACCUUGUAGAGCCAAUGCCCCAACAAAAGGGGGUGCAACAAAAUAUUAGUAAGGUGUUGCUAAUGUUUUGACCACUCCGUGUAGUUCUUAGUGGAAGAACACAUUAAAGCACAUUCAAGCUCAGAGAGAGUGACACUUCAAUUAUUUAUAUCUUGAACCAGAGAUUGAGAUUACAUUCUGAAAGGCACUUGCCAAUCGAGCAAGUCAGGAGUAUUUUUUGGUUGCCUGAAAUUAAUGAUCAUGUAAAUUAGCUAUUUACACGCAGAUAUAUUGCCAUAUACAGUGAGGUCCAAAAUUAUUGGCACCCUUGAUAAAGAUGAGCAAACAAGACUGUAUAAAAUAAAUAAUACAAAUACUGAGCUACAAUGAGUGUACAAAACAUUAAGAACACCUUCCUAAUAUUGAGUUGCAACCCUCCCCCCUCAGAACAUCCUCAAUUUGUCUGGGCAUGGACUCUACAAGGUGUCGAAAGUGUUCCACAGGGAUGCUGGCCCAUGUUCACUCCAAUGAUUGCCACAGUUGGGUCAAGUUGGCUGGAUGUCUUUUGGGUGGUAGAUCAUUCUUGAUACACACAGGAAACUGUUGACAAGAAAAACAUAACAGCGUUGCAGUUCUUGUUGACACAUACCGGUGUGCCUGGCACCUACUACCAUACCCCGUUCCAAAGGCACUUAAAUAUUUUGUCUUGCCCAUUCACCCUCUUCAUGGCACACAUACACAAUCCAUGUCUCUGUUGGCUUAACAAUCUUUGUUUAACCUGUCUCCUCCCCUUCAUCUACACUGAUUAACAAAAGACAUCAAUAAGGGAUCAUAACUUUCACCUGGAUUCACCUGGUCAGUCUAUGUCAUGGAAAGAGCAGGUGUUCUUAAUGUUUUGUACACUCAGUGUAUAUUGUAUGCUAUAUUUGGGGGGGGGGGGGGGGGGGGGGGUUUCAAUACCUUUCAAUACCUCACCUUGCGAGGAUAACGGCAAUUAGCCUUUUUCUAAGAUGUUUUACGAGAUUGGAGGGAUCGAGAGGGACCUUAGAUUUUAGACCAUUCCUCCAUACAGAAUCUUUCCAGAUCCUUGAUAUCCUUCGUCUGCUCUUAUGGACUGUAUGUAUCAAGAAUGGUCCACCACCCAAAGGACAUCCAGCCAAUAUACAUAGUAAAGUAAAGUACAGAUACCCCAAAAAACUACUUAAGUAGUACUUUCAAGUAUUUUUACUGAAGUACUUUACACCACUGACUGUGGGAACCAUUGGAGUCAACAUGGGCCAGCAUCCCUGUGGAACGCUUUCGACACCUUGUAGAGUUCAUGCCCUGAUAAAUUGAGGCUGUUCUGAGGGCAAAAGGGAGGUGCAACUCGAUAUUAGGAAGGUGUUCAUAAUGUUUUGUACACUCAGUGUAUAUCAACAAGUAAUGGAAAAUAUCCAUAGAGCAAUAGUCAAUCACUUUUGAAAUAUAAAUGAGGCACAUUUGGACUUGUUCUCACCCCUCACCUCCCUCACACGCGCGCGCCCCCCCCCUCAAACACGCCCCCCCGACCAGAACACCGUCCCCCGCUACGACCAGAACACGCUCGCGCCCCGCACUACCAGAACACCUCGCGCCCCCUCACGACCAUAACACGCGCGCGCCCCUCACGACCAGAACACUGCGCUCCCCGCACGACCAGAACACGCUGCGCCCCCGCACGACCAUGAAACACGCGUCGCGCCCCCGCACGACCAGAACACCGCGCCCCGCACGACCAGAACACGCGCGCGCCCCCGCACGACCAGAACACGCGCGCGCCCCCGCACGACCAGAACACGCGCGCGCCCCCGCACGACAGAACACGCGCGCGCCCCGCACGACCAGAACACGCGCGCGCCCCGCACGACCAGAACAACGCGCGCCCCCGCACGACCAGAACACGCGCGCGCCCCCGCACGACCAGAACACCGCGCGCGCCCCCGCACGACCAGAACACGCGCGCGCCCCCGCACGACCAGAACACGCGCGCCCCGCACGACCAGAACACGCGCGCGCCCCCGCACGACCAGAACACGCGCGGCCCCCGCACGACAGAACACGCGCGCGCCCCGCACGACCAGAACACGCGCGCGCCCCCACGACCAGAACACGCGCGCCCCCCGCACGACCAGAACACGCGCGCGCCCCGCACGACCAGAACACCGCGCCCCCGACGACCAGAACACGCGCGCGCCCCGCACGACCAGAACACACGCGCGCCCCGCACGACAGAACGCGGCGCGCCCCCGCACGACAGAACACGGCGCCCCCCGCACGACCAGAACACGCGCGCCCCCGCACGACCAGAACACGCGCGCCCCCCACGACCAGAACACGCCGCCCCCACACAAAACACCCUCCACGACCAGAAACACCGCGCCCCGCACGACAUAACCCCCCCACACCAACACGCUCUGCGCCCACACCAUAACACUGCUCGCCCCUCACUACCAUAACACCUCUCUCCCCCCACGACCAUAACACUCGCCCCCUCACGACCAUGAACACUCUCCCCCCCCACACCAUAACACUCUCGCCCCCUCACUACCAUAACACUCUCGCCCCUCAUACCAUAACACUCACCCCUCAUACAUAACACUCUCUCCCCCUCACUACCAUAACACUCUCUCUCCCCCUCACUACCAUAACACUCUCUCCCCCAACCAUCCCUUGUCACUACCAUAACACUCUCUCCCCCUCACUACCAUAACACUCUCUCGCCCCCUCACUACCAUAAACACUCUCUUCCCCCUCACUAACCAUAACACUCUCUGCCCCCUCACUACCAUAACACUCUCUCUCCCCCUCACUGCCAUAACACUCUCUCUCCCUCACUACCAUAACACUCUCUCUCCCCCCUCACUACCAUAACUCUCUCUCCCCCUGACUACCAUAACAUCUCUCGCCCCCUCACUACCAUAACACGCUCUCUCUCCCUCACUACCAUAACACUCUCUCUCCCCCCUACCCCUCAGCUCAACCGGGACAGAGAGUAUCUGAAGACGCCCCUGGGAAUCCUUCUGAAGUCUCUCAGCCAAUCAGACGCUGGUCUGUACCACUGCCUGGCCACGGAGAACAACUUCAAACACACGGUGGCCCGUGUGGCGCUGCGCAUCCUGGACCGAGACAUCGUGGUGGCCCUCACCUCCCCUGAUGAUGACCCCAUGACCUCCAACAGCCCUCCCAACGAGCGGGGGGGACAACGUGACCCCCAGCAGCCAAAGCACCCCCCAACCCUCCCUCUCACAGACACCCCAUCCCAGCAAGAAAUCAGGUUGAUCCACCAGUACUGUCAGUCUUACUGGGAGCAGUUAGGGCUCAAGCAGCAGCAGCCCAAACGCACCUCCAGGAGACACACAGAGAGCCAGGAGACCCAAGGCGGAUAG
This is a messenger RNA of Coregonus sp. 'balchen', 7621 nucleotides long. The record is from the annotation of a GenBank genome assembly. NCBI's taxonomy places the organism in Eukaryota, Metazoa, Chordata, Actinopteri, Salmoniformes, Salmonidae.